Acanthosepion pharaonis is the source of this 3477-nucleotide messenger RNA. The record is from the annotation of a GenBank genome assembly. NCBI's taxonomy places the organism in Eukaryota, Metazoa, Mollusca, Cephalopoda, Sepiida, Sepiidae.
AUGUUUCAUGCCUCUCUCUUUUACGAUUUGUUUUCGACUGCUUUUGACUUGUUAUCAGUCCAUUCAUCGGUUCAAGACCGCCUACCAGCCCUACCCACUUAUCUAUCUCCACCUAUUCACGGUCCUGAUCUCUCCACCCUACCUCUCUCUCCACCCUUUCUUUUCUGUCUCUCUCUCGCUUUCGCUAUCUAUCUAUCUAUCUAUCUAUCUAUCUAUCUAUCUAUCUAUCUAUCUAAUUCCUCUAACCAAAUAUUUUUCAUAAGUUCGAACCAGUCUCUUUCUGUCUCUCUCAAUCUUUCAGAUUUUCUUACAAUCUCCCCCUACCUUGAAAUCAUUUUUUUCUUUCUUUCUUUCUUUCUUUCUUUCUUUCUUUCUUUCUUUCUUUCCAGUCAUUUUCUUUCUUUCUUUCUUUCUUUCAAGUCAUUUUCUAUUCUUUCUUUCUUUCUUUCUUUCUUUCUUUCUUUCUUUCUUUCUUUCUUUCUAGUCAUUUUCUAUUCUUUCUUUCUUUCUUUCUUUCUUUCUUUCUUUCUUUCCAGUCAUUUUCUUUCUUUCUUUCUUUCUUUCAAGUCAUUUUCUAUUCUUUCUUUCUUUCUUUCUAGUCAUUUUCUAUUCUUUCUUUCUUUCUUUCUUUCUUUCUAUUCCCAUGAUUUUUCUUCCUUCUUUUUUUCUCUUUCUAACUUUUUCCUUUCUCUCUUUUUUCAUACCCUCUUUUUUCCUUUCUUUCUUGUUUCCUUUGUUUCAGUUUUUCUUUCUUUUUCCUUCCUUCCUUCCUUCCUUCCUUUCUUUCUUCUUUUCUAUUCUUUCUUUCUUUCUUUCUUUCUUUCUUUCCAGUCAUUUUCUUUCUUUCUUUCUUUCUUUCUUUCUUUCUUUCUUUCUUUCUUUCUUUCUAGUCCUUUUCUAUUCUUUCUUUCUUUCUUUCUUUCUUUCUUUCUUUCUUUCUUUCUUUCUUUCUUUCUAGUCAUUUUCUAUUCUUUCUUUCUAGUCAUUUUCUUAUUUUUUCUUUCUUUCUUUCUUUCUUUCUUUCUUUCUUUCUUUCUUUCUUUCUAUUCCCUUGAUUUUUUUCCAUCUUUUUUUCUCUUUCUAACUUUUUCCUUUCUCUCUUUUUUCAUACCCUCUUUUUUCCUUUCUUUCUUGUUACCUUUGUUUCAGUUUUCCUUUCUUUCUUUCUUUCUUUCUUUAUUUCUUUCUUUAUUUCUAUCUUUCUUUCUUUCUUUCUAUUCCCUUGAUUUUUCUUCCUUCUUUUUCUCUUUUUCUAACUUUUUCCUUUAUCUCUUUUUUCAUACCCUUUUUUUUCCUUUCUUUCUUGUUUCCUUUGUUUCAGUUUUUCUUUCUUUUUUCCUUUCUUUCUUUCUUUCUUUCUUUCCUUUUUCUUUCUUUUUCCUUCCUUCCUUCCUUUCUUUCUUUCUUUCUUUCUUUCUUUCUUUCUUUCUUUCUAUUCCCUUGAUUUUUCUUCCUUCUUUUUCUCUGUUUCUAACUUUUUCCUUUCUCUCUUUUUUCAUACCCUCUUUUUUCCUUUCUUUCUUGUUUCCUUUGUUUCAGUUUUCCUUUCUUUCUUUCUUUAUUUCUUUCUUUCUUUCUUUCUUUCUUUCCAGUCAUUUUCUUUCUUUCUUUCUUUCUUUCUUUCUUUCUUUCUUUCUUUCUUUCUUUCUUUCUAGUCAUUUUCUAUUCUUUCUUUCUUUCUUUCUUUCUUUCUUUCUUUCUUUCUUUCUUUCUUUCUUUCUUUCCAGUCAUUUUCUUUCUUUCUUUCUUUCUUUCUUUCUUUCUUUCUUUCUUUCUUUCUUUCUUUCUUUCUAUCAUUUUCUAUUCUUUCUUUCUUUCUUUCAAGUCAUUUUCUUUCUUUCUUUCUUUCUUUCUUUCUUUCUUUCUUUCUUUCUUUCCAUUUUCCUUUCUUUCUUUCUUUCUUUCUUUCUUUCUUUCUUUCUUUCUUUUUUCUUUCUUUCUUUCCAGUCAUUUUCUUUUUUCUUUCUUUCUUUCUUUCUUUCUUUCUUUUCUUUCUUUCUUUCUAGUCAUUUUUCUAUUCUUUUUUCUUUCUUUCUUUCUUUCUUUCUUUCUUUCAUUUUUUUCUUUCUUUCUUUCUUUCUAGCCUUUCUUUCUUUCUUUCUUUCUUUCUUUCUAGUCAUUUUCUAUUCUUUCUUUCUUUCUUUCUUUCUUUCUAGUCAUUUUCUACUUCUUUCUUUCUUUCUUUCUAGUCAUUUUCUAUUCUUUCUUUCUUUCUUUCUUUCUUUCUUUCUUUCUUUCUAUUCCCAUGAUUUUUCUUCCUUCUUUUUUUCUCUUUCUAACUUUUUUUUUUCUCUCUUUUUUCAUACCCUCUUUUUUCCUUUCUUUCUUGUUUCCUUUGUUUCAGUUUUUCUUUCUUUUUCCUUCCUUCCUUCCUUCCUUCCUUUCUUUCUUUCUUCCUUUCUUUCUUUCUUUCUUUCUUUCUUUCUUUCUAUUCCCUUGAUUUUUCUUACUUCUUUUUCUCUCUUUCUAACUUUUUCCUUUCUCUCUUUUUUCAUACCCUCUUUUUUCCUUUCUUUCUUGUUUCCUUUGUUUCAGUUUUUCUUUCUUUCUUUCUUUCUUUCUUUCUUUCUUUCUUUCUUUCUUUUUUCUUUCUUUUUCCUUCCUUCCUUCCUUCCUUCCUUCCUUCCUUUUUUCUUUCUUUCUUUCUUUCUUUCUAUUCCCUUGAUUUUUCUUCCUUCUUUUUCUCUCUUUCUAACUUUUUCCUUUCUCUCUUUUUUCAUACACUCUUUUUUCCUUUCUUUCUUGUUUCCUUUGUUUCAGUUUUUCUUUCUUUUUUCCUUUCUUUCUUUCUUUCUUUCUUUCUUUCCAGUCAUUUUCUUUCUUUCUUUCUUUCUUUCUUUCUUUCUUUCGUUCUAUUUUUCUUUCUUUUUCCUUCCUUCCUUCCUUCCUUCCUUCCUUUCUUUCUUUCUUCCUUUCUUUCUUUCUUUCUUUCUUUCUAUUCCCUUGAUUUUUCUUACUUCUUUUUCUCUCUUUCUAACUUUUUCCUUUCUCUCUUUUUUCAUACCCUCUUUUUUCCUUUCUUUCUUGUUUCCUUUGUUUCAGUUUUUUUUUCUUUCUUUCUUUCUUUCUUUCUUUCUUUCUUUCUUUCUUUCUUUUUCUUUCUUUCCUUCCUUCCUUCCUUCCUUCCUUCCUUCCUUUUUUCUUUCUUUCUUUCUUUCUUUCUAUUCCCUUGAUUUUUCUUCCUUCUUUUUCUCUCUUUCUAACUUUUUCCUUUCUCUCUUUUUUCAUACACUCUUUUUUCCUUUCUUUCUUGUUUCCUUUGUUUCAGUUUUUCUUUCUUUUUUCCUUUCUUUCUUUCUUUCUUUCUUUCUUUCUUUCUUUCCUUUUUCUUUCUUUUUCCUUCCUUCCUUCCUUCCUUCCUUCCUUUCUUCCUUUCUUUCUUUCUUUCUUUCUUUCCGUACCUUUGAUCUUGCUUUCUUUCUUUCUUUUUUCUUUCUUUCUUUCCUUCUUUUUACUCGGUCUUCACAUUUACAUUAA